UCGCGCGCGAGCAGGAUGGCUUUUUUACUCCCGCAUCCGUGUGCGUCAUCCUCGGUGAAAAUCGAGCGCAACUUUCGUGAAAAUUUCCCCGGGAUGUGCUUCGCAUCGACCAAGUGUGCGACCAUCGAGCCGACGAAAUCGUGGCAGUUGGCGCCGUUCUGCGGCCGUUCCACUUGCGUGCCCGCCGACGACAAUUCCGGCCGCCUGUUUGAAUUGGUAGAGGAUUGCGGCCCCUUACCCAAAGCCAAUCCCAAGUGCAAACUCUCCGACAAGACCAACAAGACCGCGAGCUUCCCCGAUUGCUGUCCGAUCUUCGAGUGCGAGGACGGCGCUAAGCUAGAAUAUCCGGAAAUCCCGACUUUGCCAACGCCGACCGAGGAUGCCGCGAAAGGAGAACCGGCGGCAGCGGCACCAACGGCCUAAGCCGACGAGCAACAGCAGUUUACCUUCAGGCAGAAGGUUGCGGUGUAGCCUCGACAAAAUUAAUCGGAUCUGGAUCCCUCGUGUAAUAUUGACAAAAAUUGCACAUCGGCAAACAAGCGAUCGUAAAGAACAAGAAUCGUGCAGUGAGCGUACGUUUGAGGAUUCUAAACUUGGCAUUCUCAAUGGAAAGACUUCACCUAGAAGACACCUAGCGUAACGAGAUACAUAAGCGCGCUUAAGAGAGAUGUAUGCAUAAUAUAUAAUUUAUAUAUAAAUACAUAUAAGAUACAUUGAGACCAAAUAGUGAGUUGUUAAAACUUGUACAUUACAAGCUUCUGAGUGUAACAGAAAAAUUAGUUACUUUAAUGCUCUAAUCUCCUGAAGAAGGGUAAAUUACUGUGUAAUGCUAAUUGAAUACAUUAAAAAUUUAAAGCAUCUUGAGACGAAACCGUAUGGUCGCGCGACUUCAAAAUCCCCGUUAUUCAUGUGUUAAGUGCAUGCGAUUUUACAAUAUUUUGAAUUUAUAUCGCAAGUUCUUUUAUGAUGAAAUUAAAACAGAAAAGAUUGUUUUUAUCACAUUAAUUGCUGCGUUGCGCUAGGUACAAUCACAGAUCUUUUCAUAUCCAGUUUUCUGUAAUUGCUAAUUGAUUAUGAAUCAACAUAAUUAUGCAACGUUUACGCCGAGAUCGCGACGAGGCCAUACCAUAGUAUCGCUUACUGUUCAACCAUUAUAAUUUGAAUCCAUGCAUAAUUCAAUUUAAAUUGGAUAUAAAUUCAGACCACGCCUUCGCAUACUAUGAAUAUAAAAGAUAAAAUAUGAUCUGAUGCACUCAUUUCCUUUUAGAUUUAUUUUCUCAUAAUUUUAUUGUAUAUUUUCUAUUUACAGAACGCACAUAUUAGCUUUUCUUGUAUUUUAUACAUACACAAUUAUUCGCAGUUCUGAACGUUAACAACGAAGAUUUCUAAAAUAGAAGAGCAAAGAAUUAGGAGAGAAAUAGAAAAGCGACUUUUUUAAAUAUAUAUCGUACACACACACGCGCACAUAUAUAAUUUAAUGUUAGUUUAAGAAUUAUCUAAGAAAAAGAAUUUGAUCUAAAAUAUAAAAAAUAUAUCGUGAAAAAAGAAGCACUCUGUGAUGUAAAUGAUAAUUUAUUAAAGGAAUUGAGUGCAGAUUUGAUCUUUGUAAAAUCGAACUCAUUAAAUAAAAAAGGUUGUGUUCAAGUUAUUAUAUUCAAGGUAUCUCAAUGUUUGCUAUUUCCUGUAUUAUUUUGUAUCAAAAGCCCAAUUGCAAGAGUGGUCAAUGACACACAGAUACUUUUUAUUAUAUUUUCUAUAUUUAAUCGGUACCUUUAUGUAUUCUACAAUAACAUUUAAUUAUAGUAAUGAUACUCUAUCUAUCCAAGUCAUAUCAAGCCUUCCUCAAUGCACAAUAAGAAAUCUUCAAAACAAAGUUUGGCAUAUAUGUCGUAAAUACAUGUGAUUGUAAUUAUAUGUGAUUAAAUUAAUACGUAUUUAAUUCGA
This is a messenger RNA of Ooceraea biroi (clonal raider ant), 1944 nucleotides long. RefSeq lists its product as uncharacterized. The record is from RefSeq and is a predicted model, not a curated record. NCBI's taxonomy places the organism in Eukaryota, Metazoa, Arthropoda, Insecta, Hymenoptera, Formicidae.